UCCGCCCCCUUUCCGAGUGGACGUCGGAUGCGAGGAAAGAGGCCAUCGAGCAAGUGACAGACAACACACCGCCUCUCGGCUCUGCCCGGCGCAGUAGUGGAUGUCUCCUCCGUGAUCGGGAGGGCACAGGCGAGCCCAUCCGACUCGCGCGCUUGCCGUGCUGCAACAAGGCGAACUGGACCGAGAUGGACCGGCGGACAGGAGCAGCAUCCAGCGAGGACCGACGCGGUUUUUAAGCCCUGACAAGACCACCCCCGCCUCCAUCUGUGCCACCUAUUUAUGUUGUUUCACUGCGGAUCCGAGGCACCCAUCCUCAUUGCUGCCAGGGACCUCUCAAAUCCUGGAAGACACACAGUCAUGAAGAAAUACUAGCAUCUGCUGCGGCCCUCCAGCUGACCUGCGCUAAGUACUGGCCGUGGGGCGUCGUUGUUGGUGGGCCAGCUGAACACGCGUGUACGUGAGUGAGAGGCGAUGAAGUCCAGUAUGAGGCAGUGGCGCAGGCUGGUGUUGCUGGGAAUGCUGGCCUGGGUUCUCCUCUUCCUCGCCCUCCUCUCCUACUUCCUGGACGCGCGUGUGAACGAGCCGCUGACCUCUGUAGGCUCUUUAUUCUCCCAGCACCCAGACACCCGGCGCCUCGCCUCCAUACAGGCCUCCCACCAACAGCAUGCCAACUUGGGCCCCCGACCCGAACGGGCUUCCACCUUAACAACAACAGCCUACCCCGGAGUUGAGCCAGAGACGAAGCCCUCCGCCGGCUCCGCGACCCCGCAGCUCAGCCUGGACGUGAGCCACAGCCCCAAGAGUGCUCCCUACGGCGGCGUUUAUGGUAGCCACGAGACCGGCCACCCGGACUACCUAGACCCGCAGAGCCUGGCUGCCUGGUCCUCCUUCGGGACAGAGAAUGUGGGCUCUCAUUCAGACCCUUCAGUCCAGAGCCGUGAGAGGACUUCCCAGUACGAGAACCACAUCAGCACCGCACGGUACCGCGGUGGGGGGGAGGAGGAGGAGGAGGAGGAGGAUGAGAGGGACAAUGUAGAAGAAGAAGAACUGAGAAACAGAAAGAGGACUACAGCGGGCCGGAGGGCCGGUGGUGACUCUGCCGAGGAAUAUUACUUCUCCGAGUCGGGCUCGGUAGUGAAGCGGUUGUGGCGGGGUCGCGUGUCCGCCGGUAUGCUGAGUCCUCGCCUGCAGCGUGCCAUGAAGGACUACGUCAGUGCCAACAAACACCACGUUUCCUACACCGGGCAUCGCAGGGCCGCGCAGAGUGCCAAGGAGCUUCUGUGUCAGAUGAAAGACCAGGCCCGGCUCAGGACCGUGGAUGGGUCGGAGCAGCCCUUCUCCUCACUCGGCUGGGCUCGUCUCGUACCCUCUCGUCCCCUGGAGAAACUGCACCAACGGCAGGACAGCAGCAGCUUCAAGACCUGCGCCGUGGUCACGUCGGCCGGCGCCAUCCUGCGCUCAGGACUGGGCAAAGAGAUAGAUGCUCAUGAUGCAGUCUUGCGCUUCAACGCAGCACCUACGCAGGGAUACGAGCGAGACGUCGGGAGCAAAACCACCAUCCGCAUCAUCAACUCACAGAUUUUGGCCAAUCCUAAACAUCGAUUCAACACCAGCUCCAUCUACAAGAACGUGACCCUGGUGGCCUGGGAUCCUGCACCCUACACUGUCAACUUACACAAGUGGUACGCCGGUCCAGACUACAACCUGUUCGGUCCGUACAUCGAGCACCGCAAACUCCACCCUGGCCAGCCCUUCUACAUCCUCCACCCGAGCUACGUGUGGCGACUCUGGGAUGUGAUUCAGGGCAACACUCAGGAGAAUAUCCAGCCGAAUCCUCCCUCGUCUGGCUUCAUAGGUAUCCUCCUGAUGAUGGCGCUGUGCGAGCAGCUGCAUGUUUACGAGUACAUUCCCUCCAUGAGGCAGACGGACCUUUGCCACUACCAUGAGCGUUAUUAUGAUGCUGCCUGCACACUGGGUGCCUAUCAUCCCCUCCUGUAUGAGAAGAGCCUGAUCCAGAGGAUCCACACAGGCUCCAAGAAUGACCUCAGGUGGAAGGGACGGGUCACUCUUCCGGGCCUCAGCACCGUCAACUGUGAUAUCUGAAGGAUGAAGCCUGAACCUCUGACCCCCAAAAACACACACUACAGUCUUGUCUGGCUGGUGAAGGGAGAGGUGCAAUAAAGCCACUGGAGACAAGGCGGCUGGAGCUGACAUGUUUCAAAUUAGAGACCUUGAAGAACAUAAGCCAUAGCCCCCUUUGGGGAGGGAUCAACAUGAAGGCUUCUGAAAGAAGUUUUCCAGGAAAGAGUCUCCCAGAUGGAGCUGAAUAAGACAUUUCUCUCUGCUUUAGCUGAGCCACGUUAGCUGUGGAGCUGACUAGGGUAGCAACAGAUAAGUGGUUUUAGAUAGUCAAGUGAAUUUUCCAUAAGUGGGUGUUACAGAAGCGUAAACUGUUUAUCAAUUUUUAUUGGUGGUUCUCCACUAAGGAAGUGAACCACCGGUUUGUGAUUUGUACCGUUUCAAAGGGGUUGUAAUAAAGCAACGAAAGUCCUCUACACAAAAUGUCAUAAUACAGACACUGACCAAUACACACACUUUCAAACUGGCAGAGUUCAGAACUUGUAGAGCAGAGUGCACAUUUUAAGAGACCACAGAUGUUCCUGAUUGACAUUCCUCUGAUAUCUCCUUGUGAAAUCCGGUCACAGGCGGAGGGCCUCACUACUGUAGUCGUUAAGUUUAACACUAAAUGACUUUCCUGUGCUCGAACCAGUCUGUUGCUCAUUCACAAUGACUUCUCAUCUAGUGUCAAGAAGCCAGGAAGAAAGGCACUGGUUGUCAUUUUAAGGAUUCAUCCUACCUAAAGUACCCUUAUUCCAUUUUCUUUACCUCCAGAUUAGUCAAAUCCAAUUUAAUGGGGGCCAAACCGAUCUUCAGAACAAAGCGGUGCUGGGAACAGCCGUAGCCGUGUGCCUGUUGGUCGACUGAACACGUCCUCUGGUUGCCUUGUGACUGUUAAGGGUACAUGCAGUACAUACUGUGCCAAGACUGCAGGGACAUGCAGUUGAAUUGCCCUGAGAGGUGUGGGAGCAGGAGAUUCUCAGCUUUGUCUCAGCAAUCACCAUCCCCGGUUCUGACUGUCACUUUACUCUUUAUUGAAUGUAACUGUACCUCUGUGUGUAAUGAACGAAACCCCUCCUGCUGCUCACCACUGCAGUACACAUGGUAUCUAGGGAUUAUUUCCUUGUUAUGUUACAGACAAGCUCAUUUCCUACAACUAUUUAUGUGUCAUAUUUCCUGGAUCCUCUAAUAUUGGUUCCUACUCUUCAGCAGCUCAGUGAAGACGAUUAUAAAAGAGGAAUUUGAAUCAGUAAUAUCGGCAGACUUGUUUUGCCUCCAGCUGGGAUGAUUUCUAAGUAUCCAGCCGGUCAGUGCCACAUCUGCAGCAGGCUCUAGAGGUAUUUGUCCAGCGUGGGGAGGGAGCCUCGUUGUGUCUGCAGACAGUCAGAAAAAUCUUGCCUUUUUAAAAGAGAUUUCUUUUGCAAAGUGUGCUAUUUUAUAAAAUGUUGCUGUGCCAUUGGUUGUGGUUUGAUACAAGGUGUGAAAACGUGUCUUCAGAAAUGUUGCCUUGAAUAGUCUGGUGUGGUGGAUUAGAUGGCUCUGGUAUUACUAGUACGUAGAUGAGUCUGGGGCGCAACAUUACUUGCGGUUUAGUAGGGCUGGGUAUCAUGCAAUAUGUGUCAGUGCUACUGAAAACACAUGCUGAUACAUUCAUUUUUGGAACACCUGAUCAACGGAAAGAAUUUUAAUGCUUGACAGACAAAAACCAUCUCCUUAAAAAAUGUCAGUGGACAAAAUAUUAGAAAACACACCUCUAUAAAAAACUACAACUUCAUGAAUAUAGGCUUGAUUUACAAAGAUUAGAUAGUAUUGCUUUUUAGGUGGACCUAAACUGGAAUGUAGAGAUAAAAUAAACAUGGGAAUGGCUAAUUCAGUGAAUUACAAACAUGAUAAGGAUUUCAUCACAUUGAUGCAAAAUUCUGUAAAUCUCGUAUUGCCAAAAAAGCAGUUAUUCUCAUCCGUUUGCAGAUGCCACAGUAGAAAUUGUAAAGAAAUAGCCCUCACAAUUGAGAAAUGGUCUCGCGUUAAACAGUCAAUACAGGGGUCAUAUCAACCAGCUCAGUUUGACAGAUGCAUGUUGCCCAGAAUGCACAGAGAAAUGUCGCUGUGUGUGAUACCCAGCCCCACUUUCUGGUGGAUUAUUUCAUUGGCUGCUCCAAGAGUCUCUCAAACAGUGAACCCUGUAAAGUCAGCAACUGUUGAAGGACCGUAAUGAAACAAAAUGACUUUUAAGUAGGUUUAUGAUUAAUUUUAAAUCAUGGGGAUUUCCACCUUUUAUGUUUCUCUGUUGACAUAAAUUAUGUUUUAUUGCUUGUGAUUGUAAUACACUGAAACCUGAACAUAUGGUACAUGUAUAUUUCUUAAUUGUAUUGAUUCAUUUCCAAAGCACAGAGCAUGCAAAUCAGGAUCAGGGCUAAGAGUCUUAAACUGUGCUGUACCGUGCUGCAAGUAGACACCGUCGUCAUUAAUGUUGUGAGGCCAUCAUGCUAUGAGAUCAUUUUUUUCUUAAGUGGUAUUAUGAAGAUUUUCGUGCAUGCUUAUGGACAAGGUAAUCACAACCAGCCGCGGUGCAGCUAUUAGUAGUUCCCUUGGGUGCGCUGGAUUCAGUGAAAAGGAUGUGCCAAAUUCCAUUUUCAAUUAUGUUUGUCAAGGUUGGUUGAGGACUGAUAGCAGGACCUCUAAGGUGCUAUUGCUUCGCUCUGGAAUUUUGAAUCCUCUUCAAGACAACAAUUUUAUUGGCAGGAUUAAACGCUGGACAUGAUGCUGAAAUGUUUGUGUGUCAGGAAGAGAAACGUGUUUGCAGACACCAUCUAUUUCAUUUUUCUGUUUCCGCUCUUUACUCUUGAGGCCGAUGUUUCAUGCCUUGUUUUUUCCUAAUGUGGGAAGCUGCCUCUAAUUGAUUGUUCAACAUUUAAGUAUUUGGACAUUUCCCUCGUGCAGCUUCCUGCAACGUAAGUGAAGAUCUUGUUUCACACUGGAAUUGAAUUGAAAUGGACCAUUUGUAUGAUUCAGCUGCUGUGAUUUGUCUUUUUUUACUGUGUAAAUAAAGCUGUUGUACAUGUCA
Molecule: messenger RNA, 5182 nt
Organism: Pungitius pungitius (ninespine stickleback)
Lineage: Eukaryota; Metazoa; Chordata; Actinopteri; Perciformes; Gasterosteidae
Gene: st6gal2a
Product: ST6 beta-galactosamide alpha-2,6-sialyltranferase 2a
Exons: 8
Coding region: 472-2103 (543 amino acids)
Biological process (GO): sialylation
Cellular component (GO): Golgi apparatus
Molecular function (GO): beta-galactoside alpha-2,6-sialyltransferase activity
Source: RefSeq, a predicted model, not a curated record